Molecule: messenger RNA, 633 nt
Organism: Emiliania huxleyi CCMP1516
Lineage: Eukaryota; Haptophyta; Isochrysidales; Noelaerhabdaceae
Exons: 3
Coding region: 1-633 (210 amino acids)
Cellular component (GO): membrane
Source: RefSeq, a predicted model, not a curated record
AUGUCCAUGCCGUCAAAAAAGGUCGUCGUAGGAGCCGCCGUAGCCGCAGUAGUGGUCGCUGCGUGGGUUGCGCUUCUCGUCGCUUCUAAGGACCGCUGGACCGCGGCGCUCAAGGACGCCUCGGACAGCGUGCUCGCUGCAAAGGAAACCGCGCCGCUCGAAGUUGCAGCGAGCUUGGCUGCGGCCAUCACGCUAGGCAUCGUAGUGCUCGUGCCAACGACGCCGGUUGAGCUUCUGGCUGCCGGGGUAUACGGCAUUCGCUUCGGUUUCUGCAUCGUGCUCGGCGGGCUCGCCUCGUACCUGCUCGGCCGCACGGUGCUGCGGAGGUGGGGCUCGCGCGUGACGAGUCGGCACAAGCUGCUGCGCGCCCUCGCGCUCGCGGUGGCGAGGGAGCCGUGGCGCAUCUGCCUGCUGGCGCGCGCGGCGGCGGUGCCGGUCCCGCUCAAGAAUUACGGCUUCGCGGCUCUGGACGCGCCCAUGCUGCCGUACGCCGCGUCGCUGAUGCUGGUGGAGGUGUACAACGUGCUCGAGCUCGUCCUGAUCGGCGUGAGCAUCACCUCGGCGGGCAGCGCCGCGGUCUCCUCCAGCGACGGCUCGCUUUUCCUCGCCGGCGGAGUCCGGAGUGGCGAGUAA